Perognathus longimembris pacificus (Pacific pocket mouse) is the source of this 839-nucleotide messenger RNA. RefSeq names its product methionine sulfoxide reductase B3 (gene Msrb3). Bases 216 to 773 code for a protein of 185 amino acids. Lineage: Eukaryota; Metazoa; Chordata; Mammalia; Rodentia; Heteromyidae. Gene Ontology annotation, molecular function: peptide-methionine (R)-S-oxide reductase activity. Gene Ontology annotation, cellular component: cytoplasm. The record is from RefSeq and is a predicted model, not a curated record. The transcript has 7 exons. Gene Ontology annotation, biological process: response to oxidative stress; protein repair.
CGCCGCCCCGUCCGCCGCCCGGAGCUGGGGCGGGAGGAGGGAGGCUCGGACCGCGGCGGCGGCGGCGGCUCACGGGCCUUCCAUGCGCGCUCGGCGGACCCUCCCGCGCCCCCUCUGUCUCGGCCUCCUCGUCCUCUGCCUGGCGGCCGCCACCGCACACUCCGCUCUUGCCCCUGUUCUUUGCCUCUCGUUUUGUUGGUGAAGAUAUCACAGUGAUGUCUGCAUUCAACCUGCUGCAUUUGGUGACAAAGAGCCAGCCAGUAGCCCUUCGAGCCUGUGGGCUUCCUUCAGGGUCAUGUAGGGAUAAAAAGAACUGUAAGGUGGUCUUUUCCCAGCAGGAACUGAGGAAGCGGCUUACUCCCCUACAGUACCAUGUCACUCAGGAGAAAGGGACCGAAAGUGCCUUUGAAGGAGAAUACACACAUCACAAAGAUCCUGGAAUAUAUAAAUGUGUUGUUUGUGGAACUCCAUUAUUCAAGUCAGAAACCAAAUUUGACUCCAGUUCAGGUUGGCCCUCCUUCCAUGAUGUGAUAAGUUCUGAGGCAAUCACAUUCACAGAUGACUUUUCCUAUGGGAUGCACAGGGUGGAAACAAGCUGCUCUCAGUGUGGGGCUCAUCUUGGGCACAUUUUUGAUGACGGACCUCGUCCAACUGGCAAAAGAUACUGCAUCAACUCAGCAUCCUUAUCUUUCACACCUGCAGACAGCAGUGGAGGGGAAGGAAGCAACAACGGUGUCAACAGCCCAGGCCCAGCAGAUAGAGCAGAGCUGUAGAGAGUGUGGCAUACCAUGCGAAACAAAGUGUACUUAAUGCACUGCUUAUUAAAGAAAUCAAACUUG